AGAGUCGCAGGAGGACAAGCAUUGGAGGAGAAGCGGAGAGAUGUCCACCCUGGGCUGGUGGCGCCGCUGGGCGCCCGGCUCGGUGUGGGCGCACUAGGCGGCCGACCUCGGUCGGGGUGUGUGCGCGGAGUGCGGUGCUCCGGGGAGCUCUACCUUCUUGAUCUUCUGUCCUUCUUGAGACCGCUGGCAAGAGGAAGCCUAACUAGGUCCUCCAGCAACUAGGUGGCUGGUCCAGGCAGACCCUCACAACAAGAGGAGAUCAGCUGGCCAUCCCUGAAAAGCUCAAGCCCUUGGGUGCGAGCAAAAUAAAUAACUGUGAAAAACUCACCACUCCACUGGAGAAUCACAAGAUGUACCACCAGGAAGACGACACCAACAGUGACAUGACCAGUGACGACGACAUGAGCCGAAGUGGGAGAGACACCCCACCACCUCAACCAUCCCACUCUUUCAGCAGUGACCGAGACCAGGAGCGCAGGGGCAGAAGCAGAGAUGUGGAGCCUCGAGACCGCUGGCCAUACACCAGGAACCCCAGAAGCAGACUGCCUCAACGGGAUCUUUCCCUUCCUGUGAUGUCAAGACCACAUUUUGGACUGGAACGAGAUGAUGAGAGACGUUCCAUGGAUUAUGAGUCUCGAUCCCAGGACGCUGAGUCAUACCACAAUGUCGUCGUGGAACUCAAAGAGGACAAGAAGCCUCAGAAUCCAAUUCAGGACAAUCUGGAGAACUACCGAAAACUGCUCUCACUGGGAGUACAGCUUGCCGAAGAUGACCGACACUCUCACAUGACACAAGGCCACUCAUCCAGGUCCAAGAGAAGUGCCUACCCAAGCACCAGCCGAGGUCUGAAACCCAUGCCUGAAGCCAAAAAGCCAGCCCACCGACGGGGAAUCUGUGAGGAUGAAUCUUCUCAUGGCGUGAUAAUGGAAAAAUUCAUCAAGGAUGUGUCCCGCAACUCCAAAUCCGGAAGAGCCAGGGAGCUGAACAUGCGUCCUCCUCCGAGGUUCCCCAGGCCCAGCAACAACUGGAAGGACACUUCAUCAAACAAAAGAGAGUCGGUGAUCCAGGAGAGGGCUGCUGAGGGGAGCGCGUUCAGGGGAGGCUUCAGGGUCAACGCUGAACUGCUUUCCAGAAGCCGAGCUCUGGAAAGGAAGAGGCGUUAUCACUUUGAUUCUGAGGAGAAGGGUUCAGGUCACGAAAAUAAGAGCUGUGUGAGGAAGAAGCCUUUUGAGUGUGGUAGUGAGAUGCGACAGGCUCUGAGCAUGGGUAACCUGAGUUGCCCUCCUGUCCCUGAGUCCCCGACAAUCAAUUUGGCCGCAGACCCGUAUGUGUGCGAUGAGUGUGGGAGGUCGUUCAGUGUCAUCUCUGAGUUUGUCGAGCACCAGAUUAUGCACACGAGGGAGAACCUCUACGAGUACGGAGAGUCCUUCAUCCACAGUGUAGCCGUCCAUGAGGUGCAGAAAGGUCAGGGUGGGGGCAAGCGCUUUGAGUGUAAGGAGUGCGGGGAAACCUUCAGUAGGAGCACAGCCCUGGCGCAGCACCGCCAGGUUCAUGCUAGAGAGUACCUGGCAGAGUGUAAAGAUCAGGAGGAUGAGGACACCAUCAUGCCUAGCCCGACCUUCAGCGAGCUGCAGAAGAUGUAUGGCAAAGACAAAUUCUAUGAGUGCAAGGUGUGCAAGGAGACCUUCCUGCACAGCUCCGCCCUGAUCGAGCACCAGAAAACCCACGGCAGAGGCAAAUCAGGAGCCAACAGAGAGAAUGAGCGCGAACGCGAACGGGAACGCAUGCGUGCACGUGCACGGGAGCAACGUGAACGUGAGCGUGAACGUGAACGCGAAGAGCAUGGAGAACCCUUUCUGACCUGUCCAAACUUCGGUGAGUUUCAGGAUAUGCACAGGAAAGACAGGAUCUAUGAGUGCAAGGUGUGUGAGGAGAGCUUCUUUCAUCUCUCAUCCCUGAAGGAGCAUCAGAAGAUCCACACUAGAGGAAACCCAUUUGCAAAGAAGAGCAGGAUGUGCGAGGAGACCUUUGUCCCUAGUCAGUCCCUCAGAAGGCGCCAGAAAACUUACAGGGAGAAGCUGUUCGACUUUAACAACGCCAGAGAUGCAUUGAUGGAAAGCUCAGACGCUGGGGACCACCAGAAAAUUCGUUCUCGGAAGAAUUUCUUUGAGAGCAGGGCUUAUGAGAAACCCUUUACCGAGUCUCAGAAGAGUCAUACCAUAACAAGACCACCUGAGAACAAAGACAAUGACAAACCGUUCACCAUCAGCUCCAACCCCACUGACAAGCUGAAAUUCCCCACCAUGGCGAAUGACUGCCAGGGGAAAGCCUAUGAGAGGUCUGCCAUUCACAGCUUCGGCCCUGCAGAGGCUCAGAAGAGUCGUGGUACACUGGGAUUCAUCAAACCAAGACCAGUGAAAUCGGUGACAGAGUCGAGCACCCAGACCACAGGUGACUUUAGCUUCCCCCAGUUCUUCUCUAGAGGGAGCAUCUUUGAAAGAAAGGAAUACAAGGGAUCUGUCAUCCACAGCCUGCCCGCUCCUCGACCUCUAAAACGCCAUAGAGUAAAUGACCAGCUUGAAUGUGAUGAAGGGGGAGAGUCCUCCAUUUAUAUCUCAGAUCUUAACAACAAGCGACGGAAGCUUCCUACUGGAGAAGACACUUACGAAGGAAGUAACAGCAACAAGCACAAGGAAUUCAUCCUCCCGAGAGUGCCUCGCACUGGGCCUCCUGGUCUCUCUGGAGAGUCCCGUGAAUCUAAUCAAGACGUCAUAUUUUCAGUUCCCAUCUCAAGUGUUCGUGAACACCAGAAAGCUCGUGCCAAGAAGAAAUACCUUGAGCCCAGGAGCAACGAGACCUCUGUAAUCCACUCCCUACCUUUUGGAGACCUGCAAGCAAUCCGCCGUAGAGCCAAGUUCUUUGAGUGUCAGGAGUGCGGGGAGGCCUUCGCUCGUAGGUCUGAGCUCAUUGAACACCAGAAGAUUCAUGACAGAGAAAGACCCUCUGGAAGUCGACAUUAUGAGCGGUCUGUCAUCCGCAGCCUGGCCCCUAGUGACCCGCAAACCAGUUAUGCCCAAGAACGUUUCAUUCAAGAGCAAGUGCGCAAAUUCAGAGAGUUUGGACAGCGCUCUGCUACCAGCAACAACCUCAGUGUACAGAAAAUCUAUGCCCAACAGAAGUUUUAUGCCGAGGAGCCUCAUGCUAAAGAAACGCAUGUUCUGAAGAUUCAUGACAAAGAUCCCCACGGCCAGGAGCCCCAUGGCCAGGAGCCCCAUGGUGAUGAGCCCCAGGACAAGGAACCCCUCGAUCAGGAGAUGCGCAGUGAAGAGCCCCAUGGUGAUAAGCCCCAUGGCCAGGAGCCCCAUGGCCAGGAGCCCCAUGACAAAGAACCCCUGGAUCAGGAGAUGAGCAGUGAAGAGGCCCAGAGCAGUGAGCCCCAUGGCCAGGAGAAAGCUGAAGACACUACCAUUCAGGCCUCCACUUCUGAUGAGCACCAGAAAGAUAACGCCAAUGACAUGAUAUAUGAAUGCCAGGACUGUGGUCUGGGCUUUACCGACCUCACAGACCUCACAAGCCACCAGGAUGUCCACAGCAGAAAGGCUCUGGUUGACAGUCGCGAAUAUGCACACUCUGAAGUUCAUGUCCACUCGGUCAGCGAAUUUGAGAAAAAGUAUUCUGGAGAGAAGCUGUACGAGUGCCCCAAAUGUGGGGAGUCCUUCACUCACAGCUCAUUGCUUUUUGAGCACCAGCGAGUCCACGAACAAGACCAGCUGUAUUCUGUGAAGGCCGGCGACGAUGGCUUCGUCGCUGUCUUGCCUGUGAGGCCAAGGAGGAAUUGUGCUUCUGAGAGAAAUCCUGCUGUUGCUGGGUCAGCCAUUCGAUGCCGCCAGUGUGGACAAGGCUUCAUUCACAGUUCUGCCCUCAAUGAGCACAUGAGACACCACCGGGAUGAUGAAAUGCUGGAGCAGAAUGAGUUGAACGAUGAGGUUUUCAUUCAAGGCCUAGCCCUCACUGAGUACCAGGGAAGCGAAACCGAAGAGAAGCUUUUUGAGUGCACGAUCUGUGGAGAAUGCUUCUUCACUGCCAAACAGCUCGGAGAGCACCACACCAAAGUUCAUAAGGACGAGCCUUACGAGUACGGGCCCUCCUACACCCAUGCCUCCUUUCUCACCGAACCCCGCAGGAAACAUAUCCCACUGUAUGAAUGCAAAGAUUGUGGGCAGCCCUUCCUAGACAACACAGUCAUCACCGAGCAGCUGGUGUUCCAUCCUGAGCGAGAAGGGGGUUCAGACAUAGUAGCUGCCACAGCUCAAGAGGUCGAAGCCAACACCCUCAUUCCACAGGAAGUACUGAGGAGCCAGGGCUCAAAUGCAGAAGCUGCUGAGCCCGAAGUCGAGGCUGCAGAGCCAGAAGUGGAGGCUGCAGAGCCUGAGGUGGAGGCUGCACAGCCUAACGGAGAGGCUGAAGGGCCAGAUGGAGAAGCUGCUGAGCCAGACGGAGAGGCCGAGCAGCCCAAUGGAGAGGCAGAACAGCCAAACGGUGAUGCUGAUGAGCCAGAUGGCGCCGGGAUCGAAGACCCGGAAGAGAGAGUCAAUGAGCCAGAGGAAGAUGUUGAAGAGCCAGAGGGAAAUGCGGAUGAGCCCGAUGGGGCAGACAUCGAAGACCCAGAAGAGGAAGGAGAAGAUCAAGAGAUUGAGGUUGAAGAACCGUACUACAACUGCCAUGAGUGCACAGAAACCUUCGCUUCCAGCGCAGCCUUCGGCGAGCAUCUGAAAAGCCAUGCCAGCGUGAUCAUCUUCGAGCCUGCCAAUGCUCUCGGAGAGUGUUCCGGCUACAUUGAACGUGCCAGCGCCAGCACCAGCUCGGAUGGUGCCGAGCAGGCCGAUGACAAGUACUUCAAAUGCGACGUCUGCGGGCAGCUCUUCGACAACCGCCUCUCCCUUGCCAGACACCAGAAUUCUCACACUGGUUGA
This is a messenger RNA of Microtus ochrogaster (prairie vole), 4973 nucleotides long. It is a transcript of the gene Peg3, whose product is annotated as paternally expressed 3. The record is from RefSeq and is a predicted model, not a curated record. Gene Ontology annotation, biological process: regulation of transcription by RNA polymerase II. Gene Ontology annotation, molecular function: DNA-binding transcription activator activity, RNA polymerase II-specific; RNA polymerase II cis-regulatory region sequence-specific DNA binding. NCBI's taxonomy places the organism in Eukaryota, Metazoa, Chordata, Mammalia, Rodentia, Cricetidae. Gene Ontology annotation, cellular component: nucleus.